Molecule: messenger RNA, 1403 nt
Organism: Mus pahari (shrew mouse)
Lineage: Eukaryota; Metazoa; Chordata; Mammalia; Rodentia; Muridae
Gene: Egfl7
Product: EGF like domain multiple 7
Exons: 10
Coding region: 316-1158 (280 amino acids)
Biological process (GO): anatomical structure development
Cellular component (GO): extracellular region; cell surface
Molecular function (GO): signaling receptor binding; calcium ion binding
Source: RefSeq, a predicted model, not a curated record
AUACGCCUGGGCCUGCUGCCCCUCGGCCUUGCACUGUUCGAGAUGCCCAUGCAGGUCUCUGCCGGGACCUGGGUCUUCCCUCUCCUGGAGCUACAGAGGCCAGAAGUUCAGUGGUGAGGGGUCCAAGGAGAGUCCUGGGAGGCCAGGGAGGCUCUGUCCAUCCCCUGUCCCUGCUCCCUGUGGGAAGCUUCCGGCAGCAACAGCAAGACGCUGGCCAUUCCACUUGCCCAUAAGAACAGCCGCCACCAGUACCCAGGGGAUGACUAGAGGCCGGACCACAGGCCACAAAAAGAAGAAAGCCUACCUCACUUAGAGAUGCAGACCAUGUGGGGCUCCGGAGAACUGCUUGUAGCAUGGUUUCUAGUGUUGGCAGCAGAUGGUACUACUGAGCAUGUCUACAGACCCAGCCGUAGAGUGUGUACUGUGGGGGUUUCCGGAGGUUCCGUCUCAGAGACCUUUGUGCAGCGCAUAUACCAGCCUUACCUCACCACUUGCGACGGGCAUAGAGCCUGCAGCACUUACCGAACCAUCUACCGGACUGCCUAUCGCCGUAGCCCUGGGCUGACUCCCACAAGGCCUCGCUAUGCCUGCUGCCCUGGUUGGAGGAGGACCAGCGGGCUCCCUGGGGCUUGUGCAGCAGCGAUAUGCCAGCCUCCGUGUGGGAACGGAGGGAGUUGUAUCCGCCCAGGCCACUGCCGCUGCCCUGUGGGAUGGCGGGGAGAUACUUGCCAGACAGAUGUUGAUGAAUGCAGCACAGGAGAGGCCAGUUGUCCCCAGCACUGUGUCAACACUGUGGGAAGUUACUGGUGCCAGGGCUGGGAGGGGCAAAGCCCAUCUGCAGAUGGGACGCUCUGCCUGUCUAAGGAGGGGCCCUCCCCGGUAGCCCCAAACCCCACAGCAGGAGUGGACAGCGUGAGAGUGGUGAGAGAGGAGGUGUACAGGCUGCAGGCUCGGGUUGACAUGCUAGAACAGAAACUGCAGUUGGUGCUAGCCCCACUGCACAGUCUGGCCUCUCGGUCCACAGAACAUGGGCUACAAGAUCCUGGUAGCCUGCUGGCCCACUCCUUUCAGCAGCUGGACCGAAUUGAUUCAUUGAGUGAGCAGGUCUCCUUCUUGGAGGAACAGCUGGGGUCCUGCUCUUGCAAAAACGAUCUGUGAUAGCCUUUCACCACCCAGUUGGAUGGAGGAGUCAUCCCUAGAUCCCUUCUAGCCAGAGUUCAGGUGCCGUCUGUCUGGUGGCGCCUGUGAGCAGAAGGCCCUGCUUCCUUGUCCCUGUUUCUUAGGAGGUUCCUAGGACUUGGGCAUGGGGCGUGGGGUCUUGUGUGACUCUUCGGUGGGGCUCCCUGUGUAAGGGGUAAGGUGGGGAUUGUCCCCGUCUUUGUCAUAAUAAAGCUGAGGCUUGA